This is a messenger RNA of Limulus polyphemus (Atlantic horseshoe crab), 1683 nucleotides long. RefSeq names its product ADP-ribosylation factor 1-like. Gene Ontology annotation, biological process: vesicle-mediated transport; intracellular protein transport. Gene Ontology annotation, molecular function: GTP binding; GTPase activity. The record is from RefSeq and is a predicted model, not a curated record. Gene Ontology annotation, cellular component: plasma membrane; cytoplasm. The transcript is spliced from 5 exons. NCBI's taxonomy places the organism in Eukaryota, Metazoa, Arthropoda, Merostomata, Xiphosura, Limulidae. The coding region runs from base 375 to 920 and encodes 181 amino acids.
AUAAAAAUAUUUGUCACUAUUUAUUUUGGUUUUAUUUGCUCUUGAAACUGAACACUUUUGGGCACCCUGCGCAAGUACAACUAGUGUUUUCAAUAUUUUUUAUUAACUAAAAGAAGUCCAUUUUGAAAUGUGUAGGAGUAUUAUUGUGAGUGGCGUCAUCGAGUGGUUAUCUCCCAAACAGUGACUCUAACUCAUGUGACAAGCGACUACGAACCGAAAUACGCUAGGUGUUUUGCGGCAUCUAUCUUGACGUGGCAGGGGAUGCGAGGCCUUUUCCACAUCAGCCAUUUUGUGUGUUAACUGUAUUGGUUUGCUCAGGUGAUUGCAUAAUAUACGAACUCAUAUAAAUAAAGUGAUCAAAGUCCAACACAUCCAUGGGAAAUAUAUUUGUCUCGCUUUUCAAAGAUCUGUUUGGGAAGAAGGAGAUGCGGAUUUUGAUGGUAGGACUUGAUGCUGCUGGAAAAACAACAAUUCUGUAUAAACUGAAGUUAGGAGACAUUGUUACCACAAUUCCUACCAUAGGUUUUAACGUAGAAACAGUGGAAUAUAAAAACAUCUGUUUUACUGUGUGGGACAUUGGAGGUCAAGACAAAAUCAGACCAUUGUGGCGUUACUACUUUCAAAAUACACAAGGACUUAUAUAUGUAGUGGACAGCAAUGACAGAGAAAGAGUUGGUGAAGCAAGAGAAGAACUGUUCCGAAUGUUGGGAGAAGAUGAGCUAAGAGAUGCUGUUUUGUUGAUCUUUGCUAACAAACAGGACUUGCCCAAUGCUAUGAAUGCAGCAGAAAUAACAGAUAAACUUGGACUUCAUUCUUUAAGGAACAGAAAUUGGUACAUCCAAGCUACGUGUGCAACUAGCGGGGACGGUCUGUACGAAGGCCUGGAUUGGCUAUCCAGCCAGUUGAGAAAUCAGAAAUAAUGGAUGUUGUUAUGAUCUAGUUAAAUAUUUACAUCAUUUGGUUGAUACGUCACCAGAAUACCCUCUUUCAUUUAUUUAUCUUUUUAAUUAUAAUUUCAAGAAAUCUGCUCUGAUGAGAUAGCAAGUCAUGUUUUUUAACUUUUUUUUUUUUUCUUAAAGUCACUUAAGUUUAACAAUCGGUUAUAUCACCAUUUUCCCUUCUAGUUAAUUAAGUGGUCUUUAGAAUAUCGGAAAUUGUAUUUUAUAAACUUUUGUGUUUUCUCUAUUAGUUCUGUUCGUUAUUUUUUAUUACCUUGCGUAAGUUACCGGAACAAAACUGUACAGAACUAGAAGAGGCUGGAGUAAUUGUUAAUUUUGUAAAUAUUGCUUCACUUUGUUUUUGUUUUUUCACCCCCCAUCUCCAUUUGUGAUUAUCUCAUUGCUGAGGGCCCAAAAUAGUUGAUUUACAAGCACAUUGUGAUUUUUAUAAAACAUUUGGAGCACAUAUUUGGGGAGGAAGCCUUUCACAGAAUGAAAGUGACAGGGGGAUAAGAAGCUUUGAACGAGAUCUUGAUAUUCCACCAGAUCAAGUUGAGGUGCAGUGUAGGCCUAAUUUGAACGAGAUCUUGAUAUUCCACCAGAUCAAGUUGAGGUGCAGUGUAGGCCUAAUUUGAACGAGAUCUUGAUAUUCCACCAGAUCAAGUUGAGGUGCAGUGUAGGCCUAAUUUGUUUUUCUGUAAUUUGAACAUAAAUAAAGUUUGUCCCUGUGAAUACUUGACUUGUA